UCCCACUCUGGUAAACCUCGGCUCCUCAGACCUGGAGUUUGUCCACGUUUACAGCCUCAGCCCCACAUCCGCAGCGCAAACAGCGCACACCACGCAGGCCUUCGCAUUAACGCUCCAGAAGUGUGUUAGUGGCCCCUUUUUAAUUUAUUUACGUCUACCGAGUUCACCGACUUCCUCGUGUCAAAAUGUUUGUCCACUGCGUGGUGUUUGCUUCGCUCUUCGCUUGUUUUUCCGUGAAGUGCAACCCCAGUCCGGUGUUAGGAGAUGUCGUCGUGGACAGAUACUACAUCCCUCAGAACUGCGCACGAGAAGUAAAAAGCGGAGAUUAUGUUCGGUACCACUAUAACGCAUCGUUUCUGGAUGGGAAAGCGCUCGAUUCAAGCCAUCAGAGAGGAGCCGCUAAGGUGGGCCUGAUUGGGGAGGGCCGCCUCAUCGCUGGGGUGGAUAAAGGCCUGCAGGGGAUGUGCGUGAAUGAACGCAGGAAAAUCACUGUCCCGCCACACCUGGCUUACGGAGACACCGGCGCAGGUGAUGCCGUUCCUCCUGAGACCACGCUUGUGUUUGACAUCCACCUCCUGGACCUGUGGAACAAGGCUGACCUGGUCCUCACCAGAACCAUCAGCACUCCCAAAGAAUGCAAGCGCUCGGUGAUGCGCACCGAUUUUGUGCGUUACCACUUUAACGGCACUCUGCUCGAUGGCACCACCUUUGACUCCAGCUACAUCAGGAAGCAGACCCAGAACUCUCUGGUGGGCGAGGGCUGGCUGAUCAAGGGCAUGGACGAGGGUCUGCUGGGCAUGUGUGUGGGAGAGAUCCGACACAUCGUCAUCCCUCCCUUCAAAGCAUACGGAGAAAAGGGAUCAGGGACAGAGAUCCCCCCCCAGGCGACUCUGGUCUUCGAUGUCCUGUUGGAGGACAUCCACAACCCAAAGGACAACAUCACCAUAGAGAACCAGGUGGUGCCUGAGCCAUGCACUCGCAGAUCUGUGGUGGGAGAUUAUAUUCGGUAUCAUUACAACGGAACCUUCCUGAACGGCGUGACCUUCGACACAAGCUACCAGAGGAACAGCACCUACAACACCUACAUCGGGAUGGGGUAUGUGAUCCCGGGUGUGGACCAGGCCCUGCUGGGAGUCUGCUUUGGGGAGCGGAGGAGAGUCACCGUUCCUCCACAUCUGGCUUAUGGAGAACAAGGGGCUGGUGAUGUGAUCCCCCCAUCAGCCGUUCUAGUCUUUGACAUCCAUGUCAUCGACUUCCACAACCCCAACGACAAGGUGGAGAUCCAGGUGACCUACAAACCGGAGGUGUGUAACAACACCACAGCCGUGAACGACCUGGUCCACUACAACUACAACUGUACUCUGGUGGACGGGACGCUGCUCUUUUCCUCACACGACUACGAGAACAUUCAGGAUGCGGUUCUGGGGGCAGACAAGGUGAUCGACGGGCUGGACGAGGGUCUGAGGGGCAUGUGUGUGGGAGAGAAGAGGCUGGUUACAGUGCCGCCACACUUUGGGCAUGGAGAAAGAGGAGGGGCUGGCGUUCCAAGCAGUGCUGUACUGGUCUUCGACAUCGAACUGGUGAGCUUUGAGAAAGGCGUGCCGCCCGGUUACAUGUUCGUGUGGCUCGAGGACUCCCCUGCAGAUCUGUUCAAUGCUCUGGAUGCAAACAAGAACGGAGAGGUGCCACAGGAGGAGUUUGGAGAUUUCAUCAAGCUGCAGGUUGCAGAGGGAAAAGGCCGGAUAAAACCUGGACUGACCAUGGAACAGGUAGUGACCGAGAUGUUCAAAAACCAGGACCGCAAUAAAGACGGAGUGAUCAAAGCCGAGGAGCUCAAACUGAAAGUGGAGGAAGACAAAGAGCGGGAACAUACGAGGCAUGAGGAGUUGUGAGGGGGGGAAGAAAAGGUUUUCUCAGGGAUAAACCUCCAAACUCCUUAAAGAACAACACAAAGCAACAGUUUCUAUCCAUCAUCAUCAGUUUAUUAUUGGACAGUUUUGUGAAAUUACCAGAAGACGGUAAAAAAAACAAAAAAAGUUUGUGUUACUGAAACAAGUGUGUGAGACAAGCACCUUUAUGUGUCCCUGAAAGCUGUAAUAAAUUUGAGUGUUUGUAAGAAAAUAAACAGUUGUUCCAAAUGGUCA
This is a messenger RNA of Nothobranchius furzeri (turquoise killifish), 2144 nucleotides long. It is a transcript of the gene fkbp10b, whose product is annotated as FKBP prolyl isomerase 10b. Lineage: Eukaryota; Metazoa; Chordata; Actinopteri; Cyprinodontiformes; Nothobranchiidae. Gene Ontology annotation, molecular function: calcium ion binding; peptidyl-prolyl cis-trans isomerase activity. Gene Ontology annotation, cellular component: endoplasmic reticulum. The record is from RefSeq and is a predicted model, not a curated record.